AUGGAAUCGAUGGACGAUUAUGAAAUUUAUUCGAUUGAUUUGACUAAUUAUUCAUUCUCAGUUCCAUUGAGAUUAACAUACAAUCAAGCGUACGAAACGGAUUUGGAAUGGUCUUCUGAUGGAUCGGUUUUUUUUACAGUUACCGAGAAUGGAUCUGUUGAUGAUGUAUACAAGGACACCCAAGGACGACUCUACUCUUUGAGUGCUGCUAAUAAUCGAAUUGAACGUUGGGCGCAUAAUUUUAAGGGUAAUAUUAAAGAAUUCGCCUUAUUAGACGAUGGUCGUAAUGGUGCUAUUAUUCUCGGUCAACUGGGUACUGAAAUUCAAAUUUAUACACAAAAAUCGGUGCAUGCUGAAUUAAUUAAGCAAACAGGCUGGAACGGGACUUAUGAAUCUAUUCGGGUAGUAUCAAAUGGUAACCACUCCACCAUCGCCUUUAUUUAUUCAUCAUUCGAUUUACCUCAAGAAGUUUAUUUCAUUCAUGAUAUUGAUCGACUCACAGAAGCUCAAGCGAUUACUAGGGAAAAUAAAUUAUUUACCGAACGAAAUCUACCCAAAGGUACCAUCUAUCGAUGGCUUAAUGAAGAUGAUAGAACAGAGGUCGAAGGCGUUCUCUUAUAUCCUCCGGAAAAAUACCAAGAAAAAAAUUUACCACUUCUAGUACUCAUUCACGGUGGGCCUUAUGAUGCAGAUUUGAAUGGUUUUCGAGCUGAUUGGUAUUACUGUGCUACGAUGAUGGCCACAGAAGGAUGGCUUGUGCUACAACCGAACUAUCGUGGAUCUACCGUCUGCAAUGUUUAUAAUUUGUCAGGUUAUGGUGAUGAAUUUUUGGAUGGUGUUCGGAUUCAAAUGCUAUCGAGACCUGGUAAAGAUAUUCUAUUUGGUGUUGAUGCACUAGUACGAGAUGGUAUUGCUGAUCCGACAAGAUUGACUAUUGGUGGAUACAGUUACGGUGGAUAUCUGACGAAUUGGUUGAUUACUCAGACAACUCGAUUCAAUGCUGCUCUCUCUGGAGCCGGUGCUGUUGAAAAUGUUGCUGAUUGGGGAGUUAACGAUCUACCAAUAAUGAAUGCGUAUACUUUAGGUGGCCUUCCAUGGGAACAACCUAAUCAUUAUCAUGAUGAAGCUGCUAUAUAUCAUAUGGACAAAGUUUGUACCCCCACUCAUAUCGUGGUAGGCGAAGAUGACAUACGUGUUCCUGCGGUAGAGAAUUACAUAUUAGAACGAGCGCUUAGUGUAGUAGGCGUUCCAACAAAAUUGAUCAUCUUUCCAGGUGAAAGUCAUGUCAUUCAAGAUAACCCGUGGCAUGAAAAAAUUAAAGUUCGAGAAGAAAUAAAUUGGUUGCAUAAAUAUGGUAACAUUCGUCCAUCUGCAUGUAAUCGAACUGUAGUUUCUAAUGCAAAUAUUGAAUACGUUCGACAACGUACAUCAAACUUUGUUCUUUCACUUUUUGUAAUUCUGUUCUUUGUGAUAUUUUAG
Molecule: messenger RNA, 1479 nt
Organism: Rotaria sp. Silwood2
Lineage: Eukaryota; Metazoa; Rotifera; Eurotatoria; Philodinida; Philodinidae
Source: the annotation of a GenBank genome assembly